This is a messenger RNA of Pestalotiopsis fici W106-1, 834 nucleotides long. RefSeq lists its product as uncharacterized. The record is from RefSeq and is a predicted model, not a curated record. The transcript is spliced from 2 exons. Gene Ontology annotation, molecular function: methyltransferase activity. The coding region runs from base 1 to 834 and encodes 277 amino acids. Lineage: Eukaryota; Fungi; Ascomycota; Sordariomycetes; Amphisphaeriales; Sporocadaceae.
AUGAGCGAAGCAGACAGCAACCAGCAACAUCCUGCACCUCAAGCGGUUCACCAUGAGAUGCGGAAUGCAGAAAACAGCGCCGCUUACCUUUUGGGCAAGCUGGAGGACAUGAAAGCCAUCAACCCGCAGAUCAAAUUGCUCGACGUCGGCGCCGGCUCGGGCACCAUCUCGGUCGCGUUGGCCAAGGCGCUCCCCCAAGGCUACGUGACGGCCAUAGAUAUCAAGGAGGACAUACUCCCGCGCGCGCGGGCCAUUGCCGAGAUGCAGGGCGUAUCCAACAUCGAGUUCCUGCAGGCCGACGUUUUUGCUCUGCCCUUUGCCGACGCGAGCUUUGACGUUGCGCACUGCCAUCAGGUCUUGACGCACCUGAAAGAGCCUUGGAGGGCGCUGGCCGAGAUGCUGCGCGUGACCAAGCCCGGCGGUAUCGUUGCGGCUCGCGAGGGCGACUUUCAGACCGAAUGCAUCUGGCCCGAUCUUCCUGGGCUUGCGGAUUUCCAUGACUUUGCGGCCAAGAUUAUAGUCAUGGGAGGAGGCAGUGCUACAGCGGGCCGGCAGCUCCUGUCCUGGGCACUCAAGGCUGGAGUACCGAGAGAUAGGAUUGCCGCGAGUUUUGGCACUUGGUCAUACAUUGAGAAAGAGGAGGAGAAGGUUUGGGCCCACGGGAUUAUUGAUAUUAUCAAGGCUGGGCGCCUGCGUGAUGCUGGACUCAACGCAAAAUUUGUCACGGAAAGUGAACUCCAAGACAUGAUCAAGGCAUGGGAAGAGUGGGCAGAAAGAGACGACUCGACGCUGGCAAUGAUGUCGGGAGAAAUAAUCAUUCAAAAGCACAUCUAA